This is a messenger RNA of Mus musculus (house mouse), 6866 nucleotides long. RefSeq names its product luteinizing hormone/choriogonadotropin receptor (gene Lhcgr). Lineage: Eukaryota; Metazoa; Chordata; Mammalia; Rodentia; Muridae. The record is from RefSeq and is marked validated. Gene Ontology annotation, biological process: response to gonadotropin; regulation of steroid biosynthetic process; phospholipase C-activating G protein-coupled receptor signaling pathway. The transcript has 11 exons. Bases 44 to 2146 code for a protein of 700 amino acids. Gene Ontology annotation, molecular function: hormone binding; luteinizing hormone receptor activity; protein-hormone receptor activity. Gene Ontology annotation, cellular component: plasma membrane; membrane.
AUACUGGCCUAGCCACCGGAGCUCACACUCAGGCUGGCGGGCCAUGGGGCGGCGGGUCCCGGCUCUGAGACAGCUGCUGGUGCUGGCAAUGCUGGUGCUGAAGCAGUCACAGCUGCACUCUCCAGAGUUGUCAGGGUCGCGCUGCCCUGAGCCCUGCGACUGCGCGCCGGAUGGUGCCCUGCGCUGCCCUGGCCCUCGAGCUGGCCUCGCCCGACUAUCUCUCACCUAUCUCCCUGUCAAAGUAAUCCCAUCACAAGCUUUCAGGGGACUUAAUGAGGUCGUAAAAAUUGAAAUCUCUCAGAGUGAUUCCCUGGAAAGGAUAGAAGCUAAUGCCUUUGACAACCUCCUCAAUCUGUCUGAAAUACUGAUCCAGAACACCAAAAACCUGCUAUACAUUGAACCCGGUGCUUUUACAAACCUCCCUCGGUUAAAAUACCUGAGCAUCUGUAACACAGGCAUCCGGACCCUCCCAGAUGUUUCGAAGAUCUCUUCCUCUGAAUUUAAUUUCAUUCUGGAAAUCUGUGAUAACUUAUACAUAACCACCAUACCAGGGAACGCUUUCCAAGGGAUGAAUAAUGAGUCCAUCACGCUGAAACUGUAUGGAAAUGGGUUUGAAGAAGUACAAAGCCAUGCAUUCAAUGGGACGACGCUAAUCUCGCUGGAGUUAAAAGAAAACAUCUACCUGGAGAAGAUGCACAGUGGCACCUUCCAGGGGGCCACGGGGCCCAGCAUCCUGGAUGUCUCUUCCACCAAAUUGCAGGCCCUGCCGAGCCACGGGCUGGAGUCCAUUCAGACGCUCAUCGCCACGUCAUCCUACUCACUGAAAACUCUGCCCUCCAGAGAAAAAUUCACCAGCCUACUGGUUGCCACGCUGACCUACCCUAGCCACUGCUGUGCUUUCAGGAAUUUGCCGAAGAAAGAACAGAAUUUUUCAUUUUCCAUUUUUGAAAACUUUUCCAAACAAUGUGAAAGCACAGUUAGAGAAGCGAAUAACGAGACGCUUUAUUCUGCCAUCUUUGAGGAGAAUGAACUCAGUGGCUGGGAUUACGAUUAUGACUUCUGUUCACCCAAGACACUCCAAUGUACUCCAGAACCAGAUGCUUUCAAUCCCUGUGAAGAUAUUAUGGGCUAUGCCUUCCUUAGGGUGUUGAUUUGGCUAAUUAAUAUACUAGCCAUCUUUGGCAACUUGACAGUCCUCUUUGUUCUCCUGACCAGUCGUUAUAAACUGACGGUGCCCCGCUUCCUCAUGUGUAAUCUCUCCUUUGCAGACUUUUGCAUGGGGCUCUACCUGCUGCUCAUUGCCUCAGUAGACUCCCAAACAAAAGGCCAGUACUAUAACCAUGCCAUAGACUGGCAGACAGGGAGUGGCUGCAGUGCAGCUGGCUUCUUUACUGUGUUCGCCAGUGAACUUUCUGUCUAUACCCUUACAGUCAUCACUCUGGAAAGGUGGCACACCAUCACCUAUGCUGUUCAGCUGGACCAAAAGCUGAGGCUGAGACAUGCCAUCCCAAUUAUGCUCGGAGGAUGGAUUUUUUCUACCCUGAUGGCCACAUUGCCCCUUGUGGGUGUCAGCAGUUACAUGAAAGUCAGCAUCUGCCUCCCCAUGGAUGUGGAAUCCACUCUGUCACAAGUCUACAUAUUAUCCAUCUUGCUCCUCAAUGCAGUGGCCUUUGUCGUCAUCUGUGCUUGCUACGUUAGGAUAUACUUUGCAGUUCAAAAUCCAGAGCUGACGGCUCCUAACAAGGACACAAAAAUUGCUAAGAAGAUGGCCAUCCUCAUCUUCACAGACUUCACAUGCAUGGCACCCAUCUCAUUCUUUGCCAUCUCAGCUGCCUUCAAAGUACCCCUUAUCACUGUCACCAACUCAAAAGUUCUGCUGGUCCUUUUUUAUCCUGUCAAUUCUUGUGCCAACCCAUUUCUGUACGCAGUGUUCACGAAGGCAUUUCAGAGAGAUUUCUUUCUCUUGCUGAGCAGAUUUGGUUGCUGUAAGCACCGGGCUGAACUUUACAGAAGGAAGGAAUUUUCUGCAUGUACCUUCAACUCCAAAAACGGCUUUCCAAGAUCAAGUAAGCCUUCCCAGGCUGCCCUGAAGUUAUCCAUAGUGCACUGUCAACAACCUACACCUCCAAGAGUGUUAAUUCAGUAACUGCAUUACUGAAUUGUAUCUAAAUAUGUUCCCCCCAAAAAAGUCCACCCAAAUUAGUCACUUUAAUAUAAUGUGUUUUAGAAAAAAUAUUUAUCUUUAAGCACUUCAGGUGAAUUGAAACCUGCUUCAAAGGGUGGCCCAAGACACUUGGUGACAUAAAUUUCAGAAGGGUUUAGAAAAUUUUUUAUAAUAAUUUAGAAAGAAUAGUUUUUGUUUGUUGAAUCUAAUAUUAAGAAAAUCUAAGUUGUUGUCAUUUUCCAUGUCUCUUGAUCUUUUUCACUUCAAUCUGUGAUUCAUGUUGCCAUCUCUAAAUAUAUAUUCAUAACAGACUGGAAAUUUAAAGUGGUCUUUGUCCUCAGAUAGUUUGAUAAAUACAUUCAAGAGAUGCACUGUGCAGCGUGAUAGCUGUUAGCCUUACAUGGUAAAUAAAAGUUUCUUAGCCAUAUCCCAAGUGCUUCGUGGGUCUCACUAGUAAUAGGAGGCACAGAUUCAAACUGUUUUCAUCAGUGCAAGGAAUUCUAUUAGACAGCUCUAUUCUAGAGACUUCUAUUUCCCAUUUACACUCUACUCACUUAGCUUUCCAUCUGAAGGCACAUUUCUGCAUACUUGUUUGGCUUACAGAGCAUGAACCCCUUGUGGGCAGGAACCCACCUCAGUUUCCUCAUCUCCUAUCUGGGGAUCUUGGAAAUGAUACACAGCAAGUGUGCCUAGCUAGUUAAACUUCUAGAGAUACAUGGAGAAAUGUUUCUUAGUAUAUUUUUUUGAUCGUUACAGGCUUUAUGUUUUUUUGUCCCCAUCCCGGUAUCUCUUCUCAGAGUUCUUCACUCCCUUUUGCCUCUGAGAGGGUGCCCCUCCCAGAGAAUUCCCCCUCCCCUAGGGCAUUAAGUUUCUGCAAGAUUAGGCACAUCCUCUCCCACUGAGGCCAUACAGGGCAGUCCUCUGCUACAUAUGAGCCAGGGGGGCUUCAGACCAGCCCAUGUAUGCUCUCUGGUUGGUGGCUUAGUCUCUGGGAACUCCAGGUGUCAAGGUGAGUUGACACUGUUGGUGUUCCUUUGGGGUUGCCAACCCCUUCAGUUACUUCAGUCCUCCCCCUCACUCUUCCAUAGGGUACCUUUGCACCUUUAAGAAAACAAAAUAUUCAAAUUUUUAAAAUUAUUAACCCAUUAUUUCUAUGCUUGGCACUUUAUUGGGAAAUAUAUCUAAUAUUGUCAGAAGCACUUGUUACUUCCUACAGCUGGCUCUUGCAGGACACCCGACUGAUAGGUCUCACAGCGCAGCUUUUGUUUGCCCCUUUUCCUUCUUGAUUGAAAGUUCAUUACACACACAGCAUCUUGGUGAGUGUAUUAUAUAAUCUCACCAACUGAAUCUUCAGAAAACUCUACAGUUCAGAUGCCAUUAUAUUAUACAAGAAAAAAAGACCAUCACCAUUUUUGAAAGUACUGAAAACUAGGAAAAGAUUCAAGUAAAAAGAUUCAAUCUCAAAGGUCCUCACAAAGCUUAGCCUCUUUAAUGAUUCCCAUACUGUUAAAAAAAAUUCAUUGUUUUCCAAGAGUUACUUUGCGUUGAAAUAAAUUUUAAAAAAUUGGAUACACUGACAGAUGGACAGACAAAUACUUAUUAGGUAGCUAGGUUUUGUUAUUUAAAAGCUUAUAUACAUUCAACGUUCUUUAAGUUUUCCCAAUAUUUUAUUAUGAACAUUUUCAAAUGUACAGAAAUGUUGGAGAAACUGUAUAGUGAACACCCAUACAUCAACACUAUUUACAGCAAGCCAUAUGUUACUAUAUUGACUUUCAUACAUUACUAUGCAAUUAUCUGUUAUUUAUCUGUCAAUCAAUGUCUUACAUAUUUUGAUAUUUUAAAGUAAUUUGCAGGUAUUAGUCUUACACAAGAGAAUACAUUAUACACCCCCGUGUAAAUGAAUGUCAGUACUCAUAUUCACUGAGUAUAAUAUAUAAUAUUUAUUUACGUUGUUGGUAUAAUCUUAAAUGUGCCACUUGAGUUUUGAGAACAGCACACACCUAUGUCAGCCACACUGUGUCAGGAUUUAGUCUAGUUAGUUAGAGAGUUCCUCACUGUGGAUGAUGGCCGAUAUUCUCCACAGGCUAGUGUUUCCUGCCCUAGAUGGCAUAUAAAUGCAGGUCUAUAAAACAUGUGCUUUUUCACAUGGCUUUGGACUUAGUUUAUUAUUCUUACUAUUCAUCCACUUGAUUGCUUGAAUCCAUUUAUUCCUUCUCAUUGCUAACUGAAAUUCUACCGUAUUAAUAUUAAAAUUCCUUUCUCCUACUGAUAGCUAUCUUGGCUAUUUCCAGCUUUCAACUUCCUGUGAGCAUUUUAUUAAAUAAAUGUCUAACCAUAACUAGAUUCAACACAUUUACUUUGCUUUCAUUUCUUAAGUCAUUACAUAAAAUGAUUCAAAGAAGAUUGUAAGAUUUAUAAAGAGAAAUCUCUUCUGUGUUUACAUUUAUGACCUCUCUGCUCCAUAAAGAACGACUUGGUUCAGGUGGAGUCCUUUCUUGCUCAUCUUAGAAUCUGUCUCAGCAACACAUCAGAAUACUAACUCAUCAAACUACUUAUAUAACUACAUGAUAGUCUUUCUGAUUCAUAAACCCCAGGAAAAAAACAAUGUAGUAAGAAAAAGUAAACAGGCACUCUGGUUUCUGACUCCACCUGUAGCAGAUCCUCUGCCACAGGAAUCCAUACCCAAAUAGUGCCAGGAGGGAGGGAGCCUCCCAGGAGCACAGACAGGCCUGUGAGUGCAGAUAAAACCACCACUGCUGCUCAGCAGAACCUGCCUGGAACCCUCAAGACACAGGAACCAAGGGGCUGCCUGGAACAGGAGUCUUACAGUCUCUGUCUGCACCCAGAGCUGAUCCUGUGCCACAGAGCUACAUAUAAAAAUACCGCCAAGAGAGAGCUGGUCUCCCAGGAGUGCCUACCCAACUGAGAGCACAGGUAAAACUACCACUUCUCUUCAAAUUCCUGGCCCAAGACGGACACUCACAGAGCCAUCAGGACACAGGAAGCAAGGAUCAGCUGGGGACAGGAUCCUUCUGGUCUCUGCACUCCAGAGCUUACCCUGUACCACAGCUCUCCAUACCCAAAUUCCUCCCUGAGAGAACUGGUCCCCUGGGAGUACUGACACACAGGCUUGCAGGAGGGACAAGCCACAGUCAGAGACAGCAAGACCAGCUAACACCAGAGAUAACCAGAUGGUGAAAGGCAAAUGCAAAAAAUCAUAAGCAAUAGAUACCAAGACUACUUGACAUCAUCAGAACCCAGUUCUCCCACCACAGUGAAUCCUAGUUUCCCCACACACCAGAAAAACAAGACUCUGGUUUAACAUCACAUCUCAUAAUGAUGAUAGAGGAAUUUAAAAAGGACAUAAAUAACUCCCUUAAAGAAAUACAAGAGAACAAAGUAGAAGACCUUAAAGAGGAAACACACACACACACAAAACCCUUAAAGAAUUACAGGAGAACACAACCAAACAGGUGAAGGAACUGAACAAAACCAUCCAGGAUCUAAAAAUGGAAAUAGAAACAAUAAAGAAAUCACAAAGGGAGACAAUUCUGGAGUUAGAAAACCCAUGACCUCUUACAUAAAUAAUGGUCCUUAUUUUCUACAUCAUAACUGAAGUUUUAAUAAGUGAAGUCAUAGUUUGCUGUCUCCUUCAUUUGUAUAUCCUCCCUCCCAUAAGCUUUAUGUUUGAACUCUCCUCUAACCCAGCUCUUUACUCUGUGUCCUAGAGCCACACAUGCAACUCAAGACGUUUCUCCACUUACUCCUGGACUUUGCUAUAACUAUAUAAUUUGUAUUUCAUACCCAGUCAUUUCUGGUUCCUCAUCACCAUUCAAACCACUGAUGAACCUUCCUAAAAUCCUAUUUCAUUUCAAUACAUGCCUGCACAGAGUCCCCAAGGAGCUCCUCGGCGCCUGGAUAACUGCCUACUCCUAGGCUAGCACUGAGAGAACUCUAGAACCUGUCCUCAGAUCUGCUCAUCCGUUCAUCUGCUAUUUUCUUCUUGAAGCAAAUGGACUCAGUGACCCUUCCCAAAGCCAUUCCCUUCCACUGCCAUGCUGGAGCCCUUCUCUGAUGUAUUAUACUUCUUAAGACAUCUCCUCUGUGUAAAAUAAAGGACGUGACAAAUGUGUAACCCAUCACGGUCUCUCUACAGACUUCUUUAGCUACACAUCUGUAUGCUGCAUGUGAACUACAUGCAUGAUGCCUGGAGCCCACAGAUGCCCUGGCAUUGGAGCUACGGAACAUUGUGAGCACUGUGUGAGUGCUAGAAAUCCAACCUUGCUCCUCUGGAAGAAUAAUUGGUGCUCUUAACCACUGAGCCAUCUCCCUAUCUCCUUUAGACUUCUUGAGCAUUCUCUAUCACUCUUUCCCUUCUAUUUAUCCUGGCAUAUUAAUUACGUACACAAACCGAUCCUUACUUCACCUGUGUUAGCAAGAAAAACUAUUUUAACACAUCUGCUUUUCAACUUAGUUCAUUUUUAAAACAGAAAUAUAAAACUGCUAUUGUUAAGAAGUAUUUCAUGUUGGAAAUGUCUAAACUGUGUUACUGUCCUGUAUAAUCCCUCACAUCUAAAUCAUAAACCCUCAAUGAACUCAUGACUCUUUCUUGUAUUUUCUCACCAUGUUAGAUAUUGUUAUAAAUCGACUGUAAAAUGUCUUUAAAAUAUUCAUCAUCCUGGAAUAAACCAUCUAAACUUAU